ACGACAGGUCACAUUACAAUUGUUUGAUAAACUUAAAUUUUCGCGUGUUACUUGUCAAACUUUCACUCCACAUUGUUUCUUAACGACGUGGCUCAACAUUAUAUGUGAUACAUUUAGUUGUUAAAUGACCGUCCAUAACUUGUACAUAUUUGAUCGGAAUGGAAACUGUCUCUAUUACAACGAGUGGAACCGAAAGAAGCAGGCGGGAAUCUCGAAAGAGGAGGAAUAUAAGCUGAUGUACGGGAUGCUGUUCUCCAUCCGCUCAUUCGUCAGUAAAAUGUCUCCUCUGGACAUGAAGGACGGCUUCCUGUCCUUUCAGACCAGCAAGUAUCGUCUUCAUUACUACGAGACUCCGACUGGACUAAAGUUUGUCAUGAACACAGACCUGUCAGUGUCCAACGCCAGAGAGACACUGCAGCACAUCUACAGCAAUCUCUAUGUGGAGUACAUAGUGAAGAACCCUGUGUGUGUGUUGGGCAACACUUUGGACAGUGAACUGUUCAGCAGCCGAUUGGACGCUUUCAUCAGAGCUCUGCCGUACUACAGUCCCCGCGCCGCCUGAUGCACACGUACACACACACACACACACACACGUACACACAGUGUUGUAUUUAUUUGUUUGUGUUUUUGUAUCUUCACCCUGAGUGUAAACAUGACUCGGCAGAAGAACUCGACCGUUGAAAUUAAACUGAUGUUUGUGACUCUGG
This is a messenger RNA of Solea senegalensis (Senegalese sole), 707 nucleotides long. It is a transcript of the gene trappc1, whose product is annotated as trafficking protein particle complex subunit 1. Bases 125 to 562 code for a protein of 145 amino acids. The record is from RefSeq and is a predicted model, not a curated record. Gene Ontology annotation, cellular component: TRAPP complex. Gene Ontology annotation, biological process: endoplasmic reticulum to Golgi vesicle-mediated transport. NCBI's taxonomy places the organism in Eukaryota, Metazoa, Chordata, Actinopteri, Pleuronectiformes, Soleidae. The transcript is spliced from 5 exons.